CUAGUCUGUCAGAUGUUCUGUCGAUCAAUGUCACUGUCAAAUACAAGCGCUGUCAUAAUUGUGUCCUAUGAAUCGCUAAUCGCUUAAGCUCGACGAAUAGCCUCGAUUGCCCAAACUCUAACUGGUUUGAAUGAAACAAUUAUCAGUACUACUUAUUUCAAUACGCAUGUGUGUAAUUAGGCAUAAGUUCAAUCAACGUAAUACAUUUAUGCAGGAAGUGUAACACAAUCAGGAUUCUUGGUACCGUUUGUUACUCAACACUAACUAUCAACAGAAACAAUAAUAUAUCACAACAUAAUAUUGUUGUUGCCAACAACUGGAGAUUUAGAACUAUUUGAUAUAUACACAAAAUGACUUCUCUUCUGUUGCUCAAAUCAAUGUUAUUUGCUAAUGCACUGCAGAAAACAAAAAAGAAGAAGAAAACCAAAAAUAAAAAUAUGAGUAAAAUAAAGAAAGGAACAUUUACUAUGUGCAGAAUAUGCAAUGAUGAAAAAGGAAACAUUCCAAUAUUUAACAACAUUGUAACUCCUGACUUGCCUGAGGAAAUAAAGAAUUUUUCUGGUGUGAUAGUCAGUAAAACAGACAAUCUUUCAAAAACUAUGUGCCAGAACUGUUUGGACUUGCUGAAUGGAUGCAUCAUGUUCAGAGAUAUUUGUAGAAGCACUAAUGAGAAACUAAUACAACUAUCAAUACAAAAAGUUUCAGAAAUCAGUAUCAAGCCUAAAAACUGCAAAACAGCUGAGUGUGCUGAAGGAUCCGAAACUGUUUGGGUAGGGCCUCCCAAGGUUGAGCCGACGAAAGACUUGGACACUACUGAGGGUGACUCCAGCUACUUAGCACCCCCUGAGCCUCCUGAUCCACCAAAUGCUGAAAGUGAAGACGACUACAACAUUCCAUCACCAGUAUUCUCUGAAGAUACAGACCAAUCUAUCUGGACCUGUAUGGCUUGCCAUCAGGGAUUUAAUGACAUGGAGUCAUACAGCCAUCACCUGAAAAUAUGUAAUUCACAAACAGCAGAAGAGCGCAAGCCACCUGAGGAAGUCACUAAACGGAAGUUCCUGUGUGAUAUUUGUGGGAAGACAACUUCAGCCAAUGCUAGUCUGCAAAUUCAUAUGGGUACUCACGAAAAUGUUUUCCCUUUCAAAUGCGAUGUUUGUCCAUAUCAAGGCCGAACUGUAGAUCUUCUGAGGGUUCAUAAGAGAUCGCAUUUAGCCGAGAAACCGUAUAAAUGUCCGCAAUGCCCUAAGGCAACAACCACAGCUAGCAAUCUCGCUAAACAUACGCGGCAGGUUCACAGCUCUGCUCGGCCAUAUAAGUGUACUUAUUGUGAUAAGGCAUUCUCCUAUCAACAUGACAUGAAAAGGCAUGUCAAGGAUAUACACCUGCGACAAGGCACAGUAGAAUGCGAAAUCUGUUAUAAGAAGUUUAACACUAAGAAAAUAUUACAAGGACAUAGAUGGAAAGUCCAUAAGAUCAAAGGAAUAAGACAGGGCCGUCUCCCGUCGUACUUGCAGUAUCAAAUGGUCGAACAAGAAAAUGAAAAUAAUGAGGUCAUCAACGACGGUAGCAAUGAGUGUGAAGCUGAAGUAGAAAGAUGUCAGAAAUAUGAUAAUGAGGAAAAACAAUAGCCAAACUUUAUUUUGUAAACAGCAUAUUAUGCUGGCCAUGUGGCCUAAGUAUUAUUUACUUUAUAAAGGUGUAGGUUUCAUAACGUUGCCCAAGUUGCACCCGUAUUCAUGAACAGUAUUAUAACGUCAUGCUGUUAUUUUCAUUCUGCUGGACACUGACAGACAACAUGAUGUGAUAUCAAAGUGUCGUUUUUGUAAACUUGUUUCACACAGAUUUCGAUUCACACAAUUAUUUCUUUCUUAGAUAUUUAUGUACUUAACGGGGUUUUAUAUUAUUUAUGGAAUGUGUGAAGAGGCUACCUACCUACUUUUGUGUUGGUACUUUUUUAGCUAAAAAUCCAUAAUGUUAGAAGAUUUAUGUAAUACUUAGAUCACUCCCUUGCUUUACCUUGAAAACAGAUAGUUUUUUCUAGUUAUACCUGUUGUCGAUAUAGAUAUACACCGUGAUUUUUUAGUCGUCUUACAAAAGCAGCUCAGUUUAUGUAUCCAAUGACUAGAACACGUUC
Trichoplusia ni (cabbage looper) is the source of this 2134-nucleotide messenger RNA. RefSeq names its product zinc finger protein 816-like. NCBI's taxonomy places the organism in Eukaryota, Metazoa, Arthropoda, Insecta, Lepidoptera, Noctuidae. The transcript is spliced from 9 exons. The coding region runs from base 351 to 1628 and encodes 425 amino acids. Gene Ontology annotation, molecular function: sequence-specific DNA binding; zinc ion binding; DNA-binding transcription factor activity, RNA polymerase II-specific. Gene Ontology annotation, biological process: regulation of transcription by RNA polymerase II. Gene Ontology annotation, cellular component: nucleus. The record is from RefSeq and is a predicted model, not a curated record.